AUGUUGCUGCUUCCACUCUUACUUGCAGCUUCAUUUUGGUCCCGUGGAGACACAUGGAUGGUGCCGGUGCAAACCCCAACGCUGCAAGUGCAGAUGCAGGGCACGUCCACCAGCAUGCUGUGCCAAUUGCAAGCUGAAGCCAUCGUGCACUGGUACAAGCAUCUUCCCGGAGAGCCACCAACGAGGAUACUGUAUGUGCAGGGACAGUCACCUACUUUUGAUUACAGAGGCGAUAGCAGGAGAUUUCAAGUUCAGAGGCAUGCUUCAAAGUAUCAUCAUACUCUCAAGAUAAAUGAUUUGACUCCGAGGGAUUCUGGUACUUACUACUGUGCGUAUUGGUAUGCUGGAGGCAUCACAGUACAAGACUGCAGCCUUCUAACCAGAGUGACCAUUUACCAGCCUGGAGAGGCAAACAUGCUGCUGCUGGCAGCACUUGUGGCUGCAGCCACUUGGUCUUAUGGAUUUGCACAACAACAUCCUGUGCAGAGCCCUAUAUCUAUCACCAAGUUCCAAAAAGGUGCACGGAUGACAUGUGAAAUUCAGACUUCAGUGGAAAAAUUUGAUGGCACCAUCAUACACUGGUAUCAACACAAGGAGGGUAAAGCUCCAGAGAGGAUCUUACACUUUUCAGAAGGGAAAGUUUCAGUUGAAACUGGCUUUCUAGCAACCAGGUACACGGUUGAAAAAGUUUCUAGCCAGAAACAAUUUAUUCUUACAAUAAAAAGUGUAAUUCCGGACGACGCUGCUACUUACUACUGUGCUUACUGGGACUCUCGUGGGAUGAGAAAGACAUUUGGUUCUGGCACAAAACUCAUCGUCUCCAACAAAGGAAGUUCUCCACCAGCAAACUCUGAAAUCCUGCAGAAGGAACAUGAAGAUCAGAUAACAUACGUUUGCCUUGUUGAGAAGUUCUACCCAGAAGUUAUUCAGGUGACUUGGACCAAUGAAAAAAAUGAGGAGGUAACAGACAAUGUAGUAAAAGGAGACAUUUGGAAGGACACAAAAAAUGAUGAAUACUCAGUUGGCAGCUGGCUAACUGUACCAGUGGAGAACAAAGACAAGAACUAUUACUGCAGAUACAAGCAUGAAAGCCAAGAGGGUUCACUGCCAACACAAGAUCUCUUUCCAUUAGAUUCUACGAAGACUGCUCCUCAGGAAGAGGACUGCAGCACAUCUGGAAACAGCACAGUUUUUAACAGAGAUCACAUAAUACACAGGACAGCAUACUUAGUGUACAUCGUCCUUCUUCUGAAGAGCUCCAUGUACUAUCUCAUCGUACUCUUCUUCAUCUACAGAAUGUGGGCUGCCAGCAAGCACCAGGGAAAGAAAGCAUAA
Messenger RNA from Nestor notabilis (Kea), 1335 nucleotides. RefSeq names its product tyrosine-protein phosphatase non-receptor type substrate 1. Lineage: Eukaryota; Metazoa; Chordata; Aves; Psittaciformes; Psittacidae. Bases 1 to 1335 code for a protein of 444 amino acids. The transcript is spliced from 9 exons. The record is from RefSeq and is a predicted model, not a curated record.